Messenger RNA from Malania oleifera, 1143 nucleotides. RefSeq lists its product as uncharacterized. The transcript has 6 exons. Bases 67 to 990 code for a protein of 307 amino acids. Lineage: Eukaryota; Viridiplantae; Streptophyta; Magnoliopsida; Santalales; Ximeniaceae. The record is from RefSeq and is a predicted model, not a curated record.
CUCCUUCCUCACAGUCGCCUCUCUCUCUCUCUCUCUCUCUCUCUCUCUCUCUCAUAUUUCCUGACAAUGACGGAAAUUUUCCGCUUCUCCGCCCUCUCUCCGGUAGCCGCUGCCUCCAUUUCUUGCUUCCGAGAAACUUCUCUCUCUGUCUCUAAAUUUUCCUAUCUGCGUCCUCCUCAACCCUCUCGCCUCCUCCGUUUCACAGUCAAAGCUUCUGGUGAUUUCUCGAGCGACAAUUCCUUCGGCUUUUUUCCUUGGGAUUCUCCGCUCCCUGAAGGCGAUGGGAACUUCGGUUUAUGGCAGAGAAGGGUGAAGGAUCUGUUAAUGUUGCAAGGUAUGGUGAAGGCUUUAUAUGGAGUUCAACCGGAAGGCAUAAAUUAUACAAAUUGGAAGGAAAUGGAAGCGAAGGUUGUGACGACUAUCAGAUUAUGUUUGGCCGAUGACGUGCUGUAUCACGUCAUGGAAGAGGAUUCUCUUGCUGCUGUUUGGAAGAAACUUAAAACCAUCCAAUGGGUUCCUGAGGAGAGAAUCACCUUGUUUACAGCUGAUGGGCUCAUUCAGCUUGGGGGCUCCAUGGUUCCUCGACGUGUAUCUGCUUCAGAUAAGCAGGGGAAAUUAAAGACAUCUCAAAAAUUGCAACGGUUUCAGGAGAGCAAUUACAUGGAUCCAAAGCAGGGCCUAUGUCUAGGUGCACUGUUUGACAUUGCUGCAACAAAUGGACUGGAUAUGGGCAGAAGGCUUUGUAUUUUUGGCUUUUGUCGUUCAAUUGAGAUGCUAAGCGAUGUUGUUGAAGAUACUGUUUUGGAGCAUGGUGGGGAGGUUGUAGCAGCAGAGAAAGCUAGCAAGGAAGGUUUACAGGAAAAGCUAACCAUGACAGUGGCAGUGCCUUUACUAUGGGGUGUUCCUCCUGCCUCCGAGACCCUUCACCUUGCUGUUCGGAGUGGUGGAGGAAUUGUAGAGAAGGUAUAUUGGCAAUGGGACUUUCUGUAAAUCUUUUAUUUCAAAUUAUCUAACCCCCCAUUUGUGCAUUCUGUACAUAAAAUUGUUGUAUUGUUGUGUACGAAGACCCAAAUGCUAAUGCUGUAUUCAAUUCAUAUGUAACUUGAUGUUAAUAUUCAAUUUGAUAAUUUGCAAUUAUUGUUC